UCCAGUCAAAUUUCAAUUGCGGGAGAGUGUUUGUUGAUUUCAUUGUAGUCGCAGUCUCGUCUGCAAACCACUUGUUCAAACCAUACAAUGACUUUUCAUUUUCGCUAAGACACUUAAUUUUGUCAAAAAAAAAAUUCCGAGGAACGGAAUUUUUGAGUGGUCACAAUGCGACCAAUUUUAAUUUUUUCAUGUUCCGUGUCGGCUUUGUGUUUCGCUUUUAUAUCGGGACAAGAAACUGAAGGUGGUAAUUCAAAGCAAGUUGCCUGCCUGAGUGAUUUCCGCUGCGCGUCGGGCAGCUGCAUCCCGCGGCAGUGGAAGUGCGACGGCAACCCCGACUGCGAGGACGGGUCGGACGAGCCGCCGGACUGCGUGGUGGCACAGUGCAAGCCGGGCCAGUUCCAGUGCGAGCACUCCCGCAAGUGCAUCCCGACCGGCUGGCUGUGCGACGGCGAGCCGGACUGCAAGUUCGACUCCAACAACCAGAGCGACACCUCGGACGAGGACCCGCACAGAUGCAUGAAGAACAAUCCGUGUCCGCCAAAUUAUUUCCGCUGCGAGGAUUCAGCGAAGUGCGUGCACAUCACCCAGGUGUGCAACACUGAACUGGACUGCCCCGACCACUCAGACGAGGGGGACUUCUGCGCCAACGCGACAAUAUGCAACAACACGCAGUGCGGCUUCAAGUGCAAGGCGACCAAGUCGGGGCCGCAGUGCUACUGCAAGCCGGGGUGGCAGCCCAGCGGGGCCCAGUGCGUAGACUCGGACGAGUGCCAGGUGGGCGGGGCCUGCGACCAGCUGUGCUCCAACUCCGUGGGCUCCUACUCCUGCUCCUGCGUGCCCGGCUACACGGCGUCCGGCCACUCCUGCUCCGCCAUCAACGUCCCCGAGCACGAGCCGGCCACGCUGGUAUUCAGCAGCACGCUGGACAUCCGGCGAGUGUUCCUGAACGGCAGCGACUGCCGCGGCAACAGCUCCGUGAGCCAGCUGCACACGCAGGCGCUCGAGUUCAACCAGCGCAACCGCAGCGUGUGCUACAUCCGCAGCAGCGCGGGGCGCGUGCUCAUGAGCUGCGUGCACGCAGACAACUUCACCCACUCCUGGGACCUGCCGUCCCCCUCCCUCUUCCACCUCUACUCCCUCACACACAUAGUCCUGGACUGGGUAUCUGGGAACUGGUAUUUUCUGGACGACACCCGAGAAAUGAUUUUCCUGUGCAACUCGACUCUCUCGUCUUGCAUCGUGCUGGUGGACGUGAACCUCAGCAAGCCUAGAGGGAUCGCACUUGAUCCCACGAAAGGGUUCAUGUUCUUCACCAAGUGGGGGGCCUCGAUGGCCAUGCUGGAGCGCUCGCUCAUGGACGGGACCAACAGGACGGUGCUGGUGAACCAGAAGAUAGUGUAUCCGUACGGCGUGGCGGUGGACUUCCCCGCGCAGCACGUCUACUGGGUGGACACCUACCUGGACUGCAUCGAGCGAGUCAACUACGACGGCUCCAACAGACGCACCAUCAUCAAAGGAAACCCAGUGCAAAACCUUUACGACAUCACUGUGUUUGAGAAUAACCUGUUCGUCACAAGCUGGCGUCAUCAGAGCAUCAUACGUUUGAACAAGUUCGAUUCCCAAGACCACGAGAUGAUCGGUAACUUCAGCCGCCCAUUUGCGAUCCACGUGUUUCACAGGCAGCGGCAACCAGACGUGCCGCACCCGUGCGGCCGCGACAACGGCGGCUGCGAGCACGUCUGCAUCCCGGCGUGGAAGAAGGAGACGGCGGUGGUCCAGUGCGUGUGCCAGGCGGGGUUCCGGCUGGCCCGGGGCGGCCAGUGCGUCGCGAUGAAGAAGACCCAGUUCCUGCUGUACAGCAAAGGCCGGCCGGCGAUGAUCAAGGGAGUCCCGCUGACGGGUCGCCAGGCGCACCAGGACGUCAUUGUCCCCAUAAUGGACCUGGGGCGGCCCACCGCCAUCGACUACGAUGUCCGUGGUCAGUACAUCUACUUCUCAGAUGUGCAAAGGUAUGUGAUCGAGAGGCAGAGACUGAAUGAGACUAAAAGAGAGAAGUUUAUCGACCAUGGUAUCAACAACUGCGAAGGUCUGGCAGUUGAUUGGAUGAGUCGUAACAUCUACUGGACCGACGGAGGGCUCAGUGCCAUAAACGUAGCCUCACUGGAAGACGUUUCGAAGAGGAAAAUGUUCACUUUCGAGAAGAUGGUGCAUCCUCGGUCCAUAGUGCUCGACCCGAAGAAAGGGUUGAUGUACUGGACUGACUGGGCGAACGUCGGAACGCAGAACGGAAAGAUCGAGAGUGCAUGGAUGGACGGCACGCACAAGAAGAUGUUCGUCAAGACAGGCCUGCAGUGGCCCAACGGCCUCAGCAUCGACUACGGGGCGAAGAAACUGUACUGGUGCGAUGCCUUGUUUGAUAAGAUAGAGCGUAUUUCGCUGGACGGCACCAAUCGAGAGCUGGUGCUGGAAGGUGAGCAUGUCGGCCACCCGUACAGCCUGGCCUUCCACGACGACCACCUGUACUACACGGAGUUCCAGAAAGGCACGAUCCAGAAGCUGCACGUGCCCAACAAGACGCUGGAGCUUCUGAGCGAGGAGUUCUCGCCCAUGUACGAGAUCAAGGUGUUCGACAACUCUUCGCAGACAGGCUCGAACGCGUGCUCCAAGAACGGCCGUGGCUGCUCCGACCUGUGCCUGGCCACGCCCGACGACGCGGCCUGCCAGUGCCGAGACGGCUCCGUGCUGAACACGGACGGGCUGACCUGCUCCCAGCAGCCCAACUUCACGCAGCCGUCCCGCUGCGGGCCCAGCUUCUUCCAGUGCAAGAAGAACAUGCGCUGCAUCGACCGCAAGUACGUGUGCGACGGCGACGACGACUGCGGCGACGGCUCCGACGAGAACAUCGGCCCGGGCGAGGCCUGCGAGCACAAGGAGUGCCGGGCCGACAUGUUCCGCUGCGACGCGAGCCGCUGCAUCACGCGCUAUUGGGUGUGCGACGGCGACCGCGACUGCCUGGACGGCAGCGACGAGGACCCCGCGCGCUGCCGCAACUCCACCUGCGGGCCGCAGCAGUUCGCCUGCCGCUCGGGGCGCUGCAUCCCGGCGGCCUGGACCUGCGACCUGGACCCCGACUGUGGCGAGGGCGACGACUCCGACGAGCACAGCGGCUGCGAAUACCCGGAGUGCCUGCCGACAGAGUUUGCGUGUGACAACAAGCACUGCGUGCCGUUCGACUACUACUGCGACGGCGAUGACGACUGUCGUGACGGCAGUGACGAGAAAGGGUGCCAGUCCUUCUGCGAUAUCAAGACCCAGAUCUACUGCGCGGCCGACUCGACGUGCCUGCCGCUGAGCAAGAAGUGCGACGGCCGCCACGACUGCAGCGACGGCAGCGACGAGGCGGCGGCCAAGUGCCGCAAGGCCGCGCGCAACAACACCGUGCAGGGCUGGGCGUGCGAGCAGCACGAGUUCCAGUGCGGGGACGGCGCCUGCAUCCGCGCGGUGUUCACCUGCGACGGGCACAAGGACUGCAUCGACGCGUCGGACGAGCUCAACUGCACAGGGGUGUCCACCACGCCCGCCGCCACGGAGCUGACCACCCCUCCCCCCAAGUGCGAGGAUCCUGCCCGCUGGUGCGACAACCACACCCAGUGCGUGCCGGUGACGGCCCUGUGCGACGGCCGCAAGGACUGCGAGGACGGCUCCGACGAAGGCCUUCGCUGUGCGGAGCAGAUGUGCGCCUACACGACGGAGUGCUCGCACGUGUGCCACGACACGCCCGAGGGCUACGUGUGCGCCUGCCCCUCGGACCUGCUCCUGCAGCCCAACCAGCGCACGUGCCUGGACGCUCACCCCUGCGAGGCCUGGGGCACCUGCUCCCAGCGCUGCGAGCCCGUCAAGGGCCGGUACAAGUGCGGCUGUGCGCCCGGCUUCCGGCUGGCCGCCGACCUCUUCACCUGCAAGAGCACCGAUCCCGAGACGCCGUACGUGAUCUUCAGCAACAGGCACGAGCUGCGCGGCGUGGACCUGCACACCUUCAACGUGAAGGCCCUGAUCUCCAGCCUGAAGAACACCAUCGCCCUGGACUUCUACCACACGCGGGAGACCAACACCAUCUUCUGGACCGACGUCAUCGACGACAAGAUCUACAGGGGCACGCUCAUCGCCCAGUCCCUGAGCAACAUUGAGGUGGUGGUGCAGACGGGGCUCGCCACGGCCGAGGGGCUGGCCGUCGACUGGAUCGGCGAGAACCUCUACUGGGUCGAGAGCAACCUGGACCAGAUCGAGGUGGCGCGGCUCAACGGCAGCUUCCGCAAGACGCUCGUCGCCGGCGACAUGGAGUCCCCCAGGGCCAUCGCGCUCGACCCCAGAUUCGGGCUGCUGUUCUGGACGGACUGGGACGCGAACGCCCCGAGAGUGGAGCGAUGCAGCAUGAGCGGCUACUUCAGGAAGACGGUCGUGAGGGUGGAUCAGAUCACGGACGGUGCGUGGCCAAACGGGCUGACUCUGGACUACGAUCUCAAGAGGAUAUACUGGAUCGACGCCAGAUCCGACUCCAUCCACACGACGGACUACGACGGGCAGGACCACCACGAAGUGAUGCGCGGGCACGAGACCUUGUCACACCCGUUCGCCAUCGCGCUGUUCGAGAACUACGUGUACUGGACGGACUGGCGCACCAACGCAGUCAUCCGGGCCAACAAGUGGAACGGCUCUGACGUCAGCGUCAUCCAGCGCACUCUCACGCAGCCGUUCGACAUCCAGAUCCUCCACCCCAGCCGGCAGCCCCGUGACGUGGUGAACCCGUGCGGGGACAACAACGGCAACUGCUCGCACCUGUGCCUGCUCAGCACCAACGGCACCUUCAAGUGCGACUGCCCGCACGUGAUGCGGCUCGACACGGACCAGAGGACGUGCGUUGUGAACGAGCAGGUGUUGCUAUUCUCGCGGUCGAGCGAGAUCCGCGGCGUGGACCUGAGCCUGCCCUACUACCACACCAUCCCCACCAUCAGCCUGCCCCAGGCCCUGUCCCCCUCGCAGCUGGACUUCGUGGCGAGCAGCAAGAAGAUAUACUGGACCGACACGCAGGUCAACGAGGUCAAGCGGACGGGGCUGACCGGCGGGGUGACGGAGAGCAUCAUCGACACCGGGAUCGAGCACCCGACGGGGUUCGCCAUCGACUGGGUGUCGAGCGUCAUGUUCGUGAGCUCGUCGGGGGCCGGCCGGAACCGCAUCCUGGCCUGCAACCUGGAGGGGGAGUACCUGGCGGCCGUGGUGGAGGGGGAGGACCUGCUGCAGGUGCGCUCGCUCGUGGUGGACCCCCUGAGGGGCAGCCUGCUGUGGAGCCACUCGCGGGACGACCGGCACGCCAUCGCGAUCAGCACGAUGGACGGGGCCGGCCGCAGGGAGCUGGUGUCCCGGGCCCAGGACCACCUGCUCGCGUCCCCGCAGAGUCUGUCGAUGGACCUGGAUUCGUGGCGCCUGUACUGGGUGAACGCGGACAGCAAGACGGUCCAGUACUACGACUUCGCCACGUCCAGCGUGAACACGGUGAGCCUGAGGUCGGGCUACCCCACGGCGGCGGUCGUCUACAACGGCUUCCUGUACUACGCCGACCAGGACGACAUGGCGAUCCACAUGGCGAACAAGACCACCGGGGAGAACGACGUCACGCUGAGGCAGAACACGGGCAACGUGCUCUCGCUGAAGAUCUACGAUCCCCAGAUCCAGACGGGGGUGAACCCCUGCUCGCCGCGCUACGCCGGGGAGUCUCUGCCCAAGUGCGCCCACCUGUGCCUGCCCGUGUCCGAGCGGAAGAGGGUGUGCAAGUGUGCCAUGGGCUACCACACACACCCGACCGACCCCACCAAGUGCGUCGGCAUCGAAGAAUUCCUCCUGUACUCCAUCAACUGGGAGAUCAAAGGGCUGCCUUUGAAGCAAGAUAAUGAUACGCAGGUUCUAGGCCCGAUAUCUCGCGUGUCAAUGGCCACCAGCAUAGACUUCCAUGCAGAGUCUGACUUCCUGUACUGGGCGGACAGCGACCACGGAACGGUGACUCGCAUCAGGCGCGACGGCACAGGGCGCAAAGUCGUCGUGGAGCACUUCGAAACCAUGGAGAGCAUUCCCUCGGACUGGUUGACAGGUCUGGCGGUGGAUUGGGUGGCGGGCAACCUCUACUGGUCGGACCCCAAGUUCAGCGUGAUCGAGACGGCGCGCCUGGACGGCUCCCACCGCUACGUGGUGGUGACGGGCGGGCUGGAGCGCCCCACCUCCAUCGCCGUGGACCCCGCCAGGGGGCUGCUGUUCUGGGCCGACGCGGGCAAGCAGCCCCGGCUGGAGCGCGCCAGGCUGGACGGCACGGGCCGGGCCGUCGUCGUCAACGAGUCCGUCGUCAGCAUCAACGACAUCUCGCUCGACUACCAGAACGGCAAAAUUUAUUGGUGCGACAGUAGUACCAACAUGAUAGAGAGAGUGAACUACGAUGGUACGGACAGGGAAGUCCUGCUGGAGUACACGUUGGACAAUCCCGUCGCCCUGACUGUCUACGAGGACACAGUGUUUUGGAUUGACAUCUCCCUGGACCGGGGCAGCAUCCGCUCAGCGCCGGCGGGCAACCUGUCGGACGACAGCGUGCUGCUGCAGGGCCUGGGGGACUCCCUCAAGGACAUCCAGGUGUUCUCCCGGGGCCGGCAGCGGGGCUCCAACCCGUGCGCGCAGGGCAACGGCGGCUGCGCGGAGCUGUGCCUCUUCAACGGCACGCACCCCGUGUGCGCCUGCGCCCACGGCAAGGUGGCCGGCGACGGCAAGUCCUGCGAAGAUUACGAUAGCUUCCUCUUAUACUCCCGUGUGGUUCGCAUCGACAGCAUUCACAUGUUUGACGAGAACAAUCUGAAUGCUCCGUUCUCCAGCAUCCAGUCUAAGGAGUACAUGCGCAACGCCAUCGGCCUCACUUUCGACUACAGCCGCUCUAAGAUAUUCUACUCCGACAUACAGCGCGGAAGUAUCAAUCAGGUGUUUUUCAACGGCACGGGACAUGGUGUUGUCGUGGAACGCCAAGGAUCUGUGGAAGGUCUUGCUUACGAAUCCAUCCAAAAUGUUCUCUACUGGACCUGCAACAAUGAUGCACUUAUUAACAGCAUCAACCUGACAUCCAACGCAAGCGAAGUGAAGACCAUCGUGAAACUGGGUGUGAAUGACAAGCCAAGGGGGAUCGAAGUAGACAGCUGCGAUUCUCGGAUAUACUGGACCAACUGGAACUCGCACACGCCAGCGAUCCAGCGCGCGUUCCUGAACGGCUUCAACAAGGAGUCCAUCAUCACUACGGACAUCCGCAUGCCCAACGCCCUGGCGCUGGACCAGAAGGCACAGAAGCUGUACUGGGGCGACGCGCGGCUGGACAAGAUCGAGCGAGCCGAGUACGAUGGCUCCAACAGGAUGAUCCUGGGCAAGGUGACGCCCCAGCACCCCUUCGACCUGGCGGUGUACGGGGACUACAUCUUCUGGACGGACUGGGUGCUGCACGCGGUCAUCCGCGCCAACAAGUACACGGGCGACGACUUGGUGUGGCUGAGGAAGGAGGUCCCCCGGCCCAUGGGCAUCGUCGCCGUGGCCAACGACACGGGCAACUGCUUCGCGAGCGCCUGCCGCGUCCUGAACGGCAGGUGCGAGGACGUGUGCAGCCUGGACACGGCGGGGCGGCCCGUGUGCAGCUGCUUCCCGGGACGCGGGCUGCUGCCGGACGGCCGGCGCUGCGCCAGCCUCUUCACCAACUGCACGGACCACUCCUUCGAGUGCUCCUCCGGGGGCUGCAUCCCCUACCAGCUCACCUGCGACGGCUGGCCCCACUGCGCCGACCACUCCGACGAGGACCGCAAGUUCUGCGCUGUGCGACACUGUCCUGCUGAUUUCUUCCGCUGCGACAACAGUCACUGCGUCCCCAAGAACCUGAGAUGCAACGGUGCCUCCGAGUGCGGCGACAUGAGCGACGAGCGCAACUGCACCUGCGACGAGAAGACGGAGUUCCAGUGUGCUUCCGGGCACUGUUUGUCCAACACCUUCCGCUGCGAUGGCGAUCCGGACUGCGACGACGCCAGCGACGAGAUGAACUGCCCUCGGACCAACUGCACCGCCCUGAAGUCCGGCCUCAGCAUGAUCAACUGCAACUUCACCACGGCCUGCAUCCACCACACGUGGAUCUGCGACGGCACGGACGACUGCGGCGACAACAGCGACGAGCAGAACUGCGGCGACCGAAUCAAAACGGAUGUUUUGCCACACUGCUCUGUGCUCUCGCAUCACUGCGACAAUGGCCACUGCAUCUCGCAGGAGUACCGCUGCGACGGGGAAGACGACUGCCAUGAUGGGAACGGUGGCACGAGCUCGGACGAGCGAGACUGCGAAAUAAAGUGUGAGCGGAACCAGUUUCAGUGUAAUAACUCCGAUUGCAUCACAAUCACAUGGCGUUGCGACGGGACAGCGGACUGUGACGAUGCCUCGGAUGAAAGUGCGGACUGCGCCAAUCGCACCUGCAGCGAGGUUGAGUUCCUGUGCAACUCGACGGGGCGCUGCAUCCCGUGGUCGUGGGUGUGCGACGGGGAGCGCGACUGCAGCGACGGGUCGGACGAGGGCGUCGCCGAGGACUGCGUGAAGGUCUCCAAGUCGUGCCUCUCCCACAGCUUCCUGUGCAGCAACAACCACUGCAUUCCGCGGGAGUACUACUGCGACGGGGACGACGACUGCGGGGACGGCAGCGACGAGCCCCCCACCUGCCCCAAGACCUGCCGAGCCGACGAGUUCCGCUGCGCCAACGGGAGGUGCGUGCUCUCCGCCUACACCUGCAACGGAGCCAACGACUGCGGCGACUUCUCCGACGAGAAGCUGAACAAGUGCGAUGUCAUCAACAGAAGCCUGGGGAUAUGUGCGGAGGGGCAGUUCACGUGCAAGAACCACGUCUGUGUGAACGAGACGCUGCUCUGCGACGAAGAGAACGACUGCGGAGACUUCAGUGACGAGGAGACUUGCAACACCAACGAGUGCGAGCUGGCGAGCCCGUGCGCCCAGCUGUGCGUGGACAGGAAGGUGGGGUACGAGUGCCGGUGCCGCGCCGGCUACAAGGUGAGCCCGGCCGACCCCCGUAUGUGCUCGGACGUGGACGAGUGCCGGGACCGGCCCUGCUCCCAGGGGUGCCGCAACACCGCGGGCUCCUACGUCUGCUCCUGCGCCGAGGGCUACGAGCUGCGGCCGGACGGACGCUCCUGCAAGGCCACGUCAGGGGUGGAGCCGAAGCUGAUAGUAACCAACCGCUACUACAUCCGCGAGCUGAGCCUGAACGGGCACUCCUCCCUGCUGGUGCACAACCUGACCAACGCGGUGGCCCUGGACUACGACUGGCUGCACCGGUGCAUCUACUGGACGGACGUCACCACGCUCGGCAGCAGCAUCAAGAGGAUGUGCAUGGGACGAGGGAACAUCACUCACGAGGUGCUGCACUCCGCCACGCUGCAGAACCCAGACGGCCUGGCGGUGGACUGGGUGGGGCACAACCUGUACUGGUGCGACAAGGGGCUGGACACCAUCGAGGUCUCCAAGCUGGACGGCCGCUUCCGCAAGGUGCUCGUCAGCCGGGGGCUGGAGGAGCCCCGGGGCGUGGUGCUGGACCCCAGGAACGGGUACAUGUACUGGACAGACUGGGGCGACAAGCCGUACAUCGGUAAGGCGGGAAUGGAUGGCUCCGGUCAGAAGAUAAUUGUGAACGACUCCCUGGGAUGGCCGAACGCUCUCACGAUAUCGUUCGAGACGGACGAGCUAUUUUGGGGCGACGCCCGUGAAGAUCACAUCACCGUUUCAGACCUGGAUGGCGGCCACAGGAAGGUCAUUAUUAGUAGAGCCAGGGACCCGAAUGUGCAGCUGCACCACAUCUUCGCGCUGGCCGUGUUCGAGGACUCCGUGUACUGGACCGACUGGGAGAAGAAGUCGGUGGAGAGCUGCCACAAGUACAACGGCACCCACUGCAGAACACUCGCGACCUUCGUGCACAGGCCGAUGGAUAUUCACAUCUUCCAUCCCUACAGCCAACUGCCUGUGGUGCGGAACCAGUGCGAGAGCGCGGGCUGCAGCACGCUGUGCCUGCUGACGCCCGAGGGGGGCCACACCUGCGCCUGCCCCGAGAACUACGUGCUGGGCGAGGACGGCCGCAGCUGCACGGCCAACUGCUCCGCCGUCAACUUCGUGUGCGCCUCCACCUACAAGUGCAUCCCCUUCUGGUGGAAGUGCGACACCCAGGACGACUGCGGGGACGGGUCGGACGAACCCAAGGGCUGUCGCAAGUUCAAGUGCACGCCGGGGCAGUUCCAGUGCGACAACAGCCACUGCAUCCACCCCUCGCAGAUCUGCAACGGACAGUCCGAGUGUGGCGACGGCUCGGACGAGAAGGACUGUGACAAGCACGUGUGCCUCAACACGCAGUUCAAGUGCCAGGGCACGGACAAGGCGCCCGCCCACUGCAUCCCGGCCGGCAAGCGCUGCGACGGCUACAUGGACUGCCCCAGCGCCGACGACGAGAAGGACUGCCCCCCGAAGACCUGCCCGCCCAACCAGUUCUCGUGUUCGAAUGGAAUGUGCAUCCCGAACGUGUGGGUCUGCGACGGCGAUGACGACUGCAAUGACCAGAGCGACGAGAGUCAAGACUGUCGGAACAGAACCUGCCCGGACGAUCAUUUCAAGUGCAACUCGGGCCGCUGCAUCCCGCGCACGUGGCAGUGCGAUGGCGACCAGGACUGCUCCCAGGGCGAGGACGAGCCCUACAGCUGCAACAGUCCCGACUUCCACACCUGCGACCCCACCUACUUCAAGUGCAAGAACAGCAAGUGCAUCCCCGGGCGCUGGCACUGCGACUCGGAGGACGACUGCGGGGAUAACUCGGACGAGGAGGGGGACUGCAGGCCGCGCAACUGCAGCGAGUCGGAGUUCCGCUGCGCCAGCGGCCACUGCGUCCGCGGGCUGCACCGCUGCGACGGCGAGUACAACUGCGACGACCUCAGCGACGAGAAGGACUGCAACACGACGUGCGGCGGCAACGAGUUCCAGUGCGGCAACCCGCAGUUCUGCAUCUUCAUCGAGUGGAAGUGCGACGGCGACGUGGACUGCAGCGACGGCUCGGACGAGGCCAACUGCAACGCCUCGUGCCCGGACGACCAGUUCACGUGCAGCAACAAGCAGUGCGUGAGCGCGGCGUGGCGCUGCGACAACGAGGACGACUGCGGCGACGGCUCAGACGAGGCCAAGUCCCUGUGCGCCUCCCUGCCCUGCCCGCCCGACAAGCAGAGGUGCCGUAACCACAAGUGUAUUUCCCAUCAGUUUGUGUGUGAUGGUUUCGACCACUGCGGAGACAACUCAGACGAGGACCCGCUGGCCUGCCAGCAGAUGAACCACUGCAUCAACGGGGAGUACCGCUGCGGGAACGGCUACUGCAUCAACUCGACCCUGCGCUGCGACACGUUCAACGACUGCGGGGACAACACGGACGAGGAAGGGUGCGUGCCGCCGCCGUGCCUGUUCGGCGACUGCUCGCAGCUCUGCGUCCGGAAGAAGGCACACAACUUCACGUGCCACUGCGCCGCCGGCUACACCAUGCUGGGCACUCGGGCCAAGACCAAGACCUGCAUCGCGCUAGGCAGCCCCGCGCACCUCAUGGUGGCCGGGGACACGGAGCUGCGAGUGCUCAACCCGUACGUGGCGGGCGACAACUCGCCCAACCAGCUGCUGGACAAGCAGCCCGCCGCCCCCGGCUACAAGGUCGAGUCCAUCGACGUGCUGUGGGACCCCGUGGACCCCGUCGUGUUCUGGUCCGACCACCAGAACAAGCGCAUCCUCCGGUCCGGCCUGUCCGACUUCGACGCCCCGUCGUCGCGGAGGAGGGUCCGCAGGGACAGCAGCUUGAGGAUCCUGGCAACGAAGCUGGUGGAUCCGCGGGGCAUCGCGGUGGACUGGGUGGCCAAGCGGGUGUACUGGGUCGACGCAGGGGCGGACAAGGUGAUGGCGUCGGCCAUCGACGGGCGCAAGAAGUACACCUUGGUCGUGACGGAACUCGAUCAGCCUCACGACAUUGUGGUCGAUCCGCAGUCAGGGCUGAUGUUCUGGUCUGACUGGGGGCGGAACGCACGCAUCGAAGUGGCCUUCAUGGACGGCACGGGCCGGCGAGCGCUCGUCGACACCCUGGUGCAGUGGCCGAUGGGCCUGGCCAUCGACUACCCCGCGAGGCGACUCUACUGGACGGACCCCAAAGGCCAUGCCAUCGAGAGCAUACACGUCACGGGCAGGGACCGCCACAUCGUCAAGCGGUUCGUCGAUGGCGAGUCGUCGCUCAACGAGAAGCCGUUCAAGCUGGACGUGUUUGAGGACAACCUGUACGUGAGCACGUACCAAGUGAACAACGUCCUGAAGAUCAACAAGUUUGGCCGUGGCAACUUCACGUACCUGGUGCAGAGCCUCAACAGGGCCUCGGACAUCCUCAUAGUGCAGGAGAACAAGCAGACUAAGAACUUGUCGAACCCGUGCGACUUGAACCCGUGCCACGAGAGCGCGCUGUGCCUCCUGGGGCCCGGGCCCACACCCUCGGAGGUCGGCCGCACCUGUGUGUGCCCGGACGGCCUCGUGAAGGUCGUCGCCAACAACAGCUCCGGCAAGGUGGUGUGCAAGCAGGGCAGCGCGCGGCCCAAGACGUGCGACCUGGACUGCAACCGGGGGACCUGCCACAUGUCGGCCGACGGGCCCAUGUGCGCCUGCCCGUCCCUCUACGGCGGCGAGCGCUGCCAGCACUACCGCUGCUCCCGCCACUGCCUCAACCAGGGCAUGUGCUACGCCGACCAGCUGUCCCCGCGCCCCUCGCCCUCCGACCAGCCGCCCCUCAAGUGCAACUGCCUGCCCCAGUGGACGGGGGAGCGCUGCGAGACCCCGGUGCACCUGUGCGAGGGCCUGUGCCUCAACGGCGGGACCUGCUACGUGAACGUCCACGCCAUGCCCGACUGCUCCUGCCCGCCUCGCUUCUCAGGCACUCGCUGCGAGAAGUGUGCUGAGCUGCAGUGUCUGAACGGAGGCACCUGUUCGCGAAGCAGCGGGGUCGCCCGCUGCAGCUGUCCCAAGGGCUACCACGGGACGCAGUGCGAGAAGUCUGACUGCGACAACUACUGCGCGACCGGCCCGUGCCGGCUGACGCCCCAGGGACCGGUGUGCGACUGUCCGCCCGGCUUCGCUGGCAAGAAGUGUGAACAGGACGUGUGUCAUCUCUUCUGUCUGAAUGGGGCCUCGUGCGGCCGGGGCAAGAAGAAGCCGUCGUGCGUGUGUGCCGAGGGCUUCGGGGGCCCGCGCUGCGAGACGAACCUGUGCAGCUGCAGCUGCGACGGGCGCCAGCCGGGCUGCGAGUGUCCCCCGCCGCCCCACUGCCCCCCCGCCGCCUGCUCCCCCUCCACCUGCGGGAACGGCGGCACCUGCACCGUGCGCGACGCCCAGGUCGUCUGCAGCUGCCCGCCGGGGUGGGCGGGUCGCGACUGCUCCGAGCGGGCCGGCGGGGAGGACCCCUGCGCCGGCUACUGCCUGAACGGCGGGGCGUGCCACCGGGACGGCGGGAACGCCACGUGCCGCUGCCCCGGGGGCUGGUCCGGCCCGCGGUGCGGGGAGCGGUCGACGUGCAGGGGCUACUGCUUCAACGGCGGCUCCUGCCGGGAGUCCUCCGACCCCGGCCUGCAGCCCGCGUGCCUCUGUCCGCCGACCCACGUGGGGACGCGGUGCCAGACGCUGGUGCGGGACCUGCCCGUGUCCCAGGAGUCGAGCGGCUCGGCGACCGGGGUCAUUGUCGCCGUCGUGUUGGCGGUGCUGGCGCUCGCGGGCGCCGGCCUCACCCUGCUGGUGCUGCGCAUCCGCAGGAGCGGCAAGCCCUUCAUGCACGUGCGUAUGCAGGAGAAUGUGGAGAUCAGCAACCCAAUGUACUUGCGGGAAGAUGCGGAGGAAGAGGAGCCCGACGUCAUGGACGCCAGCUUCACGCUGGAUCCGGACAAGAGCGGGAACUUCUCGAACCCCGUGUACGAGAGCGUGUUCAGCCCGGCGCCGGCGGGCGGCUCGGGCGUGGCGAGCGAGGAGAAGGCGGGACUGCUGCAGGAUGACAACACGAGCCACCCGCUGGCCGGAGGCAGCCGCGAGAACCUCGCGUAGUGGGCGGCGGUCGCACUGGCCGCUGGAGGCCGGCCGCCCGGCCAGAACUGAGCGUCCGUCAGGACGGCAUGUCCCGGUCUCUCCUCUCCCUGCUCUGGUGUUGCAACCUCUCUGGUCACAGACUUGAACACACAAUCAGCUCAGAACAUUGCAUUGACAAGUUCUGCUUGGACCAAUUUUAUCCUGUCUUAACAAAUUAUGUAAUUGUCAUGUCUUCUGUGGUAAUUUUAAACUUUUGCAGUACAGAAAAAAAAGCAGACGUCUCAAGUCGGAAUUUCUGCUUCAUUUCAUGGGACUGCAUGACUACUAACUUAUAUUAUUUUGUAUGAAGGAGUAUUGUACUGACACGGUUCCAUUCGUAAAUGGAUCCGUUCGUGUGUGGGUUCAUGUUUAUCGUUUUUAGGUCUGUUUGGUCGUCUGUAGUUUGGUGAGUCAUUUGAGCCCCGCUAUUGCCACCCGACAUGGCGGGCCGCUUGGUCCGGUUCCAGUGGAAUGACCCCGCUUGUUUUUAAUUAAGUGCGUAGUGUCACUACAGCUGUUACCCUCACAGUUGCACACUUUCAUGCAUUUUGCAUCACUUCAAACCCCCCAGAAUAUAACGUCGUUUUCGUAGCUCGUUGAAGAGUUAUAAAUGGGUUCAUGUGUAGUUCAUUUUACAUUUAUGGAAUUGUUAAUUAGUCUGUUGAAAAAUAUUUAAAAUAUAAUACAUUUUUUAUCCUACAUAUUUUUUGAGCAAACAUUAUUUAUGAACAAAUAACAUUGAUUAUUUAAUUGGAGUCAGACUAUUUUUAAAAAAAAAAAUUUCAUUUAUUUAUUUUUUAUUUUUAGUAUUGGGAUCCAAAACCAUAGUUUUGUGUCUCUUAGAAGUUUUAUGUAUAAUUUCUGAUGUUGGUUAUAAAGGAAAGUGUCAAUGUAGCUGUGCCAAGGUUAUGCAGUAAAAAAAAAUUUAAUUUGUCAAUGUGGUUUAAUACUAAAACAUGAUUUUCAUGGAAUUUAUUUGAAGUGUCAAUGUUUUAUGCACAAACUGUCAAAAUGUGAUUUAGGUAUUUUAGUUAAGAUAUUGUAAGCUGUGAAUGAGACAGAAACACCAAAUAUACCAAAUAAAAAAAUAAUCCAACAUAUCAUGAAACAACAUGCAAUAUGUAGUAUAGGCUGCAUAUAUUUUAGAAUACAGCAAUUAAAACAGUACUUUCAAGUCAGCAAAAUAUGUCAUAGUUAGUAUGUUCUGCUUAAAUAUUCUAAUUAUAUGUUUGUCCCAUGAUUUAUACAGAAAUGAUGAAACCUUUUUUUUCCUCUUCAAAUAGUGCCUAAUAAACAAAAACAAAAUUUAAUUAAAAUGCAAAGCUAAGUGAAAUUAUUUUGAUUAAGGAUUUCAUACAGUUUUAAUUUAUACCUGUAAUAUUUUAGGGACUAUACAAAUGUAUUGUUAUUCUUGUAUCUUAAGGUAUUCCAGCCAACUGGAUUAAUUGUAGUAGUAUUUAAGUGUUUUAAGAUAUUCAGUGCCACAUUAAAUUUUCAGUACUAGUUUAGUACUUUUUGUAGAGUCAUUCUAUAAAAUUAGAUUUAGGUACGUUAUUUUACAAAAGUUUUUUCCACGAGAAAUGCAGCUAUAAUUUUCAAAUUGCAUUUAUUUUUAAUUAUGUGGCUUCUAAAGCAAUAUUCAAAUAUUGUCGUAUUUGGUCACAAGUGAUAAAAGGUAGAGUGUAUAAAUUGAUGACGUCCUUCACAACUGUACAUAUCUUGUAAAUAUACAGUGAACACUAUAUCUUUUACACAAAUUUCCUAAAAUGAAAAUGUUACAAAGUCCAGGGUAAAGCUAAAGUGAAUUGUAUUUUUGUCGUUAUGUAUAUAACGAAAAGUAGAAUAUUGAGAUUUUGAUGUGUGUUUAUUCUCCUGUUGUAUCCUUAAAGUUUUCAAUAAGUGUGUUUUCAUUACUGUGAUGUUUUGCUAUAAUUUUGUAGCUAGGUAAUGACAAAGCUAGUACAGUGAAUUGGUAGACCUGCUACAUACAACAGAUGCAUCACAUUCUGUGUUUAUGUUGUUAAUUUGAUAUUGUGCAGUAAGGAAACAUUACAAUGUCGCAUGUGAAGUUUGGUUGUGUAUUACAGGUUGUUGCUCAAGUUAGUGAAAUUUGUGUUCUCUUUAUUGUUUGUUUUCUUUUACAUUUAAAUUGUAACUUUGUUAAUUUUUCCUAGUGAAGUUGAGUGCCGAUUUGUCACUGCUGCGAAUGUGUGGUUUGGUUGUGUUAAUCAUGUUGAUAUUUUAACCGUAGUGUUAUUCUAGUGUGGUUGUACUGGGAAUUUAUCAGGAGAUACUGCGUUGGUUAGACCAGCAGAGUAACAAAGUUAUUUUUUGAAUUUUGGUUUUUUUAAAAAACUUUUAGGGGUGUGCGAUUCCUUAUAUUCCAGUUUGGUUUGAAUUUAAGUCAAACCAUUGACAACUAUAGGAGAUUUGAUUCCAGUUCCAAAUUAUGUGUGUCUGUGUUUGUAUUUUCUACAAUCUAUGAGUAUAUAUUUUAUAUUGAUAAAUGAAUGCAGUGUGAUUUAAAAAAAUUAAUACUUUCUUUUAAGAAGAAAGCACACUUCCCUGACAACAGACCUGUGCAAAAUGUUUUAUUAUUUUCAAUUCAAUUUGAAUAAGAACAUAAUAUUCUCGAAUACGUACAUAGACUUCAAAUAGCCAGAGUGCGAAAGAAAAAAUAUUUUUUUUAAACAUUUCAUAGUCAUAUUUUCACAUACAUUUGUACGGUUUUGUGCAGUGGCAAUUAUAUAUUUCAACUUAAUGGUUAAAAACAUUUAAAAAAAAACUACAAGCAAAGCAUUAUUUAAAAAUUUUAGAAAUAUUUUUGCAGUGGUAGCAAAAACUGCUUAUUGUUUGCUUGUUUUCAUCUUGCCAAAAAAAUUCCAGAAGACAUGUUGUUUUUUUUUCAUUUGAACUUAAAUGAUCCUGUUGUUAAUUAUGCAUAACAUAUCAAAUAUGUAUAGCUAUAUCAAGCCCAUUACAUAUUUUAACUAUGUUCAUACACAUUUAUGUUGUACUGCAAUGAUUCAACCUAAAUGCAAAUUGUUUACACCAGGUGAUAUGCAACAACGUCACUACACUUAGAAUAAAAUAAAAUAAUAAUUAUUUCAAAAUGUAGGUUUUUAAAAUUGAUUUGAAUAAAAAUAACAAUUUAUUCAUUUUUAUAUUUAAAAUUUUAAAUAUUCGCAUAGGCCUAACAAACAGACAUGUUUACUGGUCUGUGCUGGUCUCAAUGUGCUUACAAGUUUUGUAUCGUAGAUUUUUUGAAAAGAAGAACCGAAAUGUGUACCGAACGUGAGGGUCUGCCCCACGUCCGAGCAAGCCGGGCAACCACCCAGGGCUCUGCCCCGACACUUUCCAUUUUUACCAAAUACCUAAUGCCAUGAUCUCAUGGGUAUUUAAUUGGUACCAUUUUUAAUGAAACCAACCCAGUGGUAAUUUAUUGGGCAUAAAUAUCAUUUCUGAACCUAUAUAUGCAAACUAUCAAAGUUGGUAGGCUUGAAAAUGUUUUAAUUUUUUUUUAAAUUUAAUUUUCUAAGGGAGGGCUUCCAAACCACGUUCCCCUCCUUCGUUUGUCUUCGAGACUGUCCCAGUAACACCCAGGCCCCUCGGUAGGGCUCCUCUCUAGAAUAUUAGUCCCCACUAAAGUAAAUGGUCCAUGUUAAAGUCCGUGUCCGCCGCUGGCAAAAGUACUGUGCGUGCCGUGCCGUGCUGCGAACUAGUUCCGUGCUCCACCCUAGCACAGCAGGCUUGCCCGAGAGACGGCGGGCUGACACCGCUGCUCCUGACAGGUUUCGCAGUUGGCAAGCAUGUGCGUUGUUCGGUCGCAAGCCGAAGAGCAAUUGCUAUCGAUAUCUUUCAUGUGAGACUCUUCAGCCAUUGUACUGAACACUAUGCUGUUAGUCAAAACUAUUUCUUAAAGUUACAUCAUCUAAAUGAUUAGAAACAUCUGUAAAGGUAUAGUAACACACAGCCCAACAUACUAUUUUAAUCAGUAAUAUAUGUAAAUUAUUUUUCAAACAAAAUAUUAGGUUUCAGUUGGAAAAUUUCUUCAUUUAAUACAAACAAUCUCUAGUAGCAAUUAAGUAGUGUUAAAAAAAGUUAUUUUUCUCCCUCCAAAUUUUGAUGCAAAUUUUGAUUUAACAUGUUACUUGUGUAGAACUAAUUAAAUGAGUUUCUGUUUUUCACUUGGUUUUUGUGUUCGACAUCUUAGAGUUCAAAACCAGAACUAAAUCAUUUCAGGUAUUGUGUCAUCAAGAAUUCAAGGUGAAACAAUAAUGUUGGAUAUUCGCACAUCCUUAAAAGUUAUUAUUAAUUUUGAGCUGUGUCAAAUUACUUGUACUAUGUUCUGCAGUGACACAAGCGUUUCAGUUUCUUUUAUUGCUAGAUGUAUGCACUAAAUAUUUUUUGGCUUCUAUAUUUUACAAGUAAAACAUUUUGUUGCCAAUUUCCCCCAAUAAAUUUUAAUUUUGCAUAGGUUUUGCAUGAUUUAGAAACUUUUUUUAAAUAAAUUAGCUAAACUUACGUUCAAAAAAUUUAAGUGACUAAAUGCAACGUGAAAAUGAGUGAACAAAUUUUGUAUGAAUAGCAAGUGUUUUUUUUUUUGUUCACUUAGACUAAUUUGUGUGUUUUUUUUUACUCUGUCUUAUGUUCUGUGCAUGUUUUUUAAUUUUUUAAAUGUCAGAAACAAACGAGUAUAUAAAAGGUACCCUGCCAUGUUACUAAAACGAACAAACUUUGGAUUGCUGCCAAUUCAAAGUUGCAUCUGCAAAUCGAAACUAUUUUUGUACAUAAUAUGUCCUAGAGUGUAAGCGCCAGUGAUCAUUAAGACUGUAAAAAAAAUGAGUGCUUUUUAAGCUGAGUCUGGAUUUUGUACAUGGAAACAUGAAAAUGAAUCUUCAAACUGGUUUUCAGAAUAAAAAAGGUUUAAUGAAAAUUAA
This is a messenger RNA of Bacillus rossius redtenbacheri, 19166 nucleotides long. RefSeq names its product prolow-density lipoprotein receptor-related protein 1 (gene LRP1). Bases 166 to 14205 code for a protein of 4679 amino acids. The record is from RefSeq and is a predicted model, not a curated record. Gene Ontology annotation, cellular component: plasma membrane; signaling receptor complex. NCBI's taxonomy places the organism in Eukaryota, Metazoa, Arthropoda, Insecta, Phasmatodea, Bacillidae. The transcript is spliced from 75 exons. Gene Ontology annotation, molecular function: low-density lipoprotein particle receptor activity; protein binding; calcium ion binding.